CGCCGAAUUUCAACCCUCGCGAAUUCAACCAUCCCGCAAACUCCAGCUUUCGGUCAUCCCCCCCAAGCACCGCAACCAUGUCUCACGAAAGCGUCUGGAACUCGCGCCCCCGAAGCUACGGCAAGGGCUCUCGCAGCUGCCGCGUCUGCAAGCACAAGGCCGGUCUCAUCCGCAAGUACGACCUCAACCUGUGCCGUCAGUGCUUCCGUGAGAAGGCCAAGGACAUUGGCUUCAACAAGUACCGAUAAACGAUCAUCAUGACACCAAGUUUUCUCGGUUAAGGGGGGGGUUGUUGAGAGAGAACAAAGUAGUGGAUGGGGGAACUCUCGGCAGAAAGUCAAGGCCUCGCGCACAAAAAAGCACUCGG
Messenger RNA from Fusarium vanettenii 77-13-4, 367 nucleotides. RefSeq names its product 40S ribosomal protein S29. The transcript is spliced from 3 exons. Lineage: Eukaryota; Fungi; Ascomycota; Sordariomycetes; Hypocreales; Nectriaceae. Gene Ontology annotation, cellular component: cytosolic small ribosomal subunit; ribosome. The record is from RefSeq and is a predicted model, not a curated record. Gene Ontology annotation, biological process: translation. The coding region runs from base 78 to 248 and encodes 56 amino acids. Gene Ontology annotation, molecular function: structural constituent of ribosome; zinc ion binding.